GAUGGGAGGAAGGGAGGAGGGGAGGGGGGCAAGAGAGAGAUUUACGAACUGAUAGGUGGUCGCGUUUUGUUUGGCCGCGCGGCUGCGCGCAGAAGAGGGUCCCGCAGCAGUGAGUUUCCUCCUCUCUUUAAGGGCUUGCUUAGUCCUCGCCAUGGCCACCAAGACAGCAAGGACGAUUGGCAGUCUAGGGGACACGUAGCUGGAGCUACAGCGGAUCCAAACUGGGCGCAUAAAUUUACCCGUUACGCACCGUUUUUUUUUGCGCAUUGACCUCGCUAGAAACAACACACAGCUUUUAAGAGACAUUUUGGAGAUACAAGGCGCGUCCAGAUUUUGGCUUAAAUCAGCAUUUUCGCGUUUGAACUCAGCUGUUAAAAACUGCUUUGAAGAUACAUUUGGAGAUACGGUCGAGAAGAAUUUGGCUUCAUAACGAAAGCAUCCCAACUUCAUAGUGAUUGGAAAUCUGGUCAUUUCCUUCUUUUUUGAGGUUCUUUGUUUGUUUGUCUGCAUCCUGGAUCACGCAGCGAUGACCACCGAGACGUCCCAGCAACAGCUGGACCCACCGCCUCCUCUCCGCUCGAGUCCCGUGUCAACCGGAUCGCUUCACUCGGCGCUCCAGAGCUCGACAGCGGCAGGGACGACGGCAGGCGCCAAAGCCAAAAAGUCCAACUCGGGCAUGAGGCGUCCGGAGAAACCGCCGUACUCCUACAUCGCCCUGAUCGUGAUGGCCAUCCAGAGCUCACCCACCAAAAGGCUCACGCUCAGCGAGAUCUACCAGUUCCUACAGGCGAGGUUCCCCUUCUUCAGGGGCUCCUACCAAGGCUGGAAGAACUCGGUGCGCCACAACCUGUCCUUGAACGAGUGCUUCAUCAAAUUGCCCAAAGGCUUGGGCAGGCCGGGCAAGGGCCACUACUGGACCAUCGACCCGGGCAGCGAGUUCAUGUUCGAGGAGGGCUCGUUCCGCCGCAGACCGCGCGGCUUCCGCAGGAAGUGCCAGGCCCUGAAGCCGGCCAUGUACCGCGUGAUGAACGGCAUCGGCUUCGGCGCCCCAGUGCUGCCCCAGAACUUCGACUUCCAGUCGCCGCCCGCCUGCCACGCCAACGGCUACAGCCUGGACGCCAUGGCCAACGGCUACGGCUUGGACGCGAUGGCCACCGGAGCGCCGCAUCACGUGCCUCACGUGUCGCCCGGCCCGGGAUCCGCGUAUAUGACGGCGUGCCAGGUGACUCCAGGUGGAGAGUACGGCCCAGCGGACAGCAACAGCAGCCCACUGCAUUCCUCCACGGCCGUGGCAGGGGCUCUGGAGUGCCCGUCCGCGCACUGGACUUCGACCGGCGUGGCCCCCUACAUCAAACAGCAGCCGCUGGCCUCCAGCAGCAGCAGCAGCCCGACCUCCUCCGCGCUGCACUCCGGCAUGUCCACCUAUUCACUGGAGCAGAGCUAUCUGCACCACAGCGGCAGGGACUCGACCGAUAUAGCAGUGGGAAUACCUCGCUACCAGACGCAUUCUUCUUCAGUCUGCGACAGAAAAGACUUUGUGUUGAACUUUAAUGGCAUCGCUUCUUUUCACCCGACCGCCGGCGGCUCCUACUACCACCACCAUCAUCAUCAGCUUCAUCACCAGGGCGUCUGUCAGGACGUGAAGCCGUGUGUGAUGUAGGGCGGAGAAGGAAAGCCAGAAACGGGCCACGAAACGUGGACUGAGUGUUGGAGCAGGUCUGGUCUGCAUGUCUGGGCCUGUUGAAGCCUCCGUUUGAGGGACACGCCGAAGAUGCCUCCAUUUACAACCGACUGAGGACACUCGUCUCAGAGUAUAAGUUAUGAAAAACGACGGAGUAGGCAAAAAAAAAAAAAAAACAUGGGCCUGUGUUUUGGAGUUUAAUACUUUUAUAGUAAUGCACUCUUUCUGGACGGUUCUGUGGUUCUUCGCAUAGACAAAUUACCACUUGGGAGCAACGCUUAGAUAUAAUGGGGAGGGGGGUGGGGGGUAGUUUUGUGCACAUCAACGACAUACGUUUGAUCGGCUCAUUUAUAUUAAGUUCACUCUAUAAAAAAAAAAAAUAAUAAUAAUAAUGAAAUAAAACCUUUGAUAACCUGGUUGGCUCAACAGCCGGCCAGCUACUGUAAAUUUACAGAUCUUAAUGUUAUCUGAAUCAAACUGGGCAGUUUAAUUGACAAAAGAGGGAAAAUUGCCAUUAAUAAAAUAGACAGAUUUUUUUUUUUACAGUGAUUUGAAAUGAUCACACGUCUCUGUUUUGUUAAGACAAAGGUUUUAUCAAUAAGAGUGAAGCUGAGAAAGCGAAAAUAAGGGACGUUAAAAGAGUAAACCCGACGGAUAUAGAGCUCCCAUACUGCAUAUCAGAAAUAUGGAAAAAUGGAAAUUCAGAAAAAAACGGAAAUUCAGAAAAAACGGAAAUUCUGAAAAAAACGGAAAUUCAGAAAAAACAGAAAUUCUGAAAAAACGGAAAUUCAGAAAAAAACAGGAAUUCAGAAAAAAACAGAAAUUCAGAAAAAACAGAAAUUCUGAAAAAAACAGAAAUUCUGAAAAAACGGAAAUUCUGGAAAAAACUGAAAUUUAUAAAAAACAGAAAUUCAGCAGGUCUUUAGUUGGGCAUAGGUUCGCCACAAAAGCACAGGAGCCUAUUUGCAUGCAGUCCACCAAACUGAGAAGCCUGUCUUUUGUGAUUGCUCUCCAACUUCUGAAACAUGCUUCUUGGAAAACAGUUGUUAGCAUUCUCUCUCUCUCUCUCUCUCUCUCUCUCUCUCUCUCUCUCUCUCUCUCUCUUUUCCUUUCUUUUCCAUCGAUAACCAGUAGCCACAGCAGCCGUCCUUUCCACUCUUUCUACAGGGUAUGACUGUGUAUGAUGUUUAUUUCCUUUCAUUUCCAAAUGUAAGACAGAAAGAAAUGCAUAAGGCAAUUGUAACAGAUAAUUACUGACUGCACUUAUUUUAUUCCAGCAGCGCGGCGAAGUCGUGCAGGUGUUUCCCGCUCACCCUGCAGAUUCUCCUGCGAGGCUGACCAAAAAAAAACGCAUUUAUGUACAGUUCAAUAAAGACUAUAUAUUCUCAAA
Pygocentrus nattereri (red-bellied piranha) is the source of this 3071-nucleotide messenger RNA. It is a transcript of the gene foxf2a, whose product is annotated as forkhead box F2a. The coding region runs from base 527 to 1660 and encodes 377 amino acids. Gene Ontology annotation, molecular function: RNA polymerase II cis-regulatory region sequence-specific DNA binding; DNA-binding transcription factor activity, RNA polymerase II-specific. The record is from RefSeq and is a predicted model, not a curated record. Gene Ontology annotation, cellular component: nucleus. The transcript has 2 exons. Gene Ontology annotation, biological process: animal organ morphogenesis; regulation of transcription by RNA polymerase II. Lineage: Eukaryota; Metazoa; Chordata; Actinopteri; Characiformes; Serrasalmidae.